This is a messenger RNA of Acanthoscelides obtectus, 1173 nucleotides long. NCBI's taxonomy places the organism in Eukaryota, Metazoa, Arthropoda, Insecta, Coleoptera, Chrysomelidae. The record is from the annotation of a GenBank genome assembly.
CUAAAAUGUGCCAACUUGACGUAAAUUCGAAAUUAAAAAAAUAAAUGAGGAAGAUAAAAAAUAUGCUUUAUUAUUAUUUCACAUAAUGAUAAUAAACUCAAUGUUGAAAAUACAGUUUUACUGGAAGAUGCGGUGGCAGUUAGAAUAUUAUCCAGUUAUCAAUUCUGUGAUAAAACCGUAUUCGGGUGAUACGAAAUUAUAGCCAGUGACGAAUACUUGUUUUGGAUUAUUUAUCAAACACAGAGAGUAGCAUUUCGUAAUAGAAUAAUUAAAAUUGAUUAUAAUGACUUUAUUUAAACAUUCCACUAGACCCCAGCAAACAUUCUGUCAAUCUGAAAGUAAGCUGUGUGUCAAAAUUUCAGUGCAGAUAUUUGUCUUUUAAUACAUGGACUGCUAAAGAAACUAUGGCAGAGGAAGUAAAAGCCGUUUUAAAAAAUGCAGAUGCUGUCUGUUUUGAUGUGGACUCGACUGUUAUUAGAGAGGAAGGUAUAGAUGAACUUGCCAGGUUCUGUGGAAAGUACAAGGAGAUAACAGAACUCACGACAAAAGCUAUGGGAGGCGGCAUGACAUUCCAAGAAUCUCUUAAAAUGAGACUGAGCAUUUUGAACCCUACAAGAAAACAAGUCGAUGAGUUCAUACGAACCAAGCCUGCUACUUUAACUCCUAACAUUGACAAAUUAAUCGCAUUGCUACAGAGGAAGAGAAUACCAGUUUAUCUUAUUUCUGGAGGAUUUAAAUGUAUCAUUGAACCCAUUGCACAAAAACUGAACAUUUCCGAAGAGAAUGUAUUUGCCAAUAGGAUGAAAUUUUAUUUCAAUGGCGACUACGCAGGAUAUGACGAAAAUGCCCCGACAUCAAAAAGUGGUGGCAAAGCUGUGGCGAUUCAACACUUGAAAGACACCAAAAGAUACAAGACUGUAGUCUUGAUUGGUGACGGGGCCACCGACUUGGAAGCAUGUCCUCCUGCAGAUGCCUUUAUAGGUAUUCGGAAUUUGAAAUGUAUUUUUCGAUAUUAAUUUUUGAAUUUUUUAGGAUUUGGUGGAAAUGUUAUCAGACAUACAGUGAAGGAGAGGGCAAAAUGGUUUGUUACAGAUUUCAAUGAUAUUAUCAAUGUGAUAAAUUAAGAUGUAUAUGUUUGUUGUAAAUAAAAGUCUAAUGUCCUGUUUUUAACAA